AAUAAAGAUGUAGUGUGAGCGAGUGGAAGGAGGGGUGAGGAACAAGGAGAGCGCUGUGCUGAGGAGAGUAGAGGGCUGGACGUCCCGGCUCAACGGACGGAGAUCUGGGGGGAGACCAAAGACGGAGGGCCCACUGGAUCAGGAAGAUGCCCUCUCGCUGCAGGAAUGCGCUGAACAUCGUGGUCACCACCCUCUUUGCUGCGGUGGUCCUCUUCACCAUCCUGCUGGCCUAUGUCACAGGCUACCAGUUCAUCCACACUGAGCAGCACCACCUCUCUUUCGGCCUCUAUGGUGCCUUCCUCUCCCUCCAUCUCUUCCUCCAGAGCCUCUUUGCCUUCCUAGAGCACCGGCAGAUGAGGACCCCCGCCCGGCCGCAGCACCUCCGUCGCUCCGUUGCCCUCUGCAUCGCUGCCUUCCAGGAGGACCCGGAUUACUUGAGGAAGUGCCUGCGCAGCAUCCGCCGGAUCUCCUUCCCUGGCCUGAAGGUGGUGCUAGUGGUGGACGGGAACCGGCCAGAAGACCGCUACAUGAUUGACAUUUUCCAGGAGGUGAUGGGUGGGGCUGACCAAGCUGGCAGUAUGGUGUGGAAGGGAAACUACCACAGUGAUGGGGGAGGAGGAGGAGUGGGAGACGGAGGAAGGAGCAGGGUGCACAUGGAGGAGGCUACACGGGUGGCCCGGCUGGUCAGAGGCUGCCGGUACUCCUGCAUCAUGCAGGAGUGGGGGGGCAAAAGAGAGGUGAUGUACACAGCCUUUAAAGCACUGGGGGACAGUGUGGAUUAUGUGCAGGUGUCUGACUCGGACACCGUUCUGGACCCAGCAUGUACCAUUGAAAUGCUGAAGAUCCUUGAGGACGAUCCAAUGGUGGGAGGAGUUGGUGGAGACGUACAGAUCCUAAACAAGUAUGACUCGUGGAUCUCAUUCCUCAGUAGCGUGCGCUACUGGAUGGCCUUCAACAUCGAGCGGGCCUGCCAGUCCUACUUUGGCUGCGUCCAGUGUAUCAGCGGCCCUCUGGGGAUGUAUAGGAACUCUUUGCUCCAGCGCUUCCUGGAGCCCUGGUACCAUCAGACCUUCCUGGGCUCCAAGUGCAGCUUCGGGGACGACCGCCACCUCACCAAUCGGGUUCUCAGCCUCGGCUACAAGACUAAAUUUACUGCGCGAUCGCAGUGCCAGACUGAGACUCCAACCCAGUAUCUGCGUUGGCUUAACCAGCAGACUCGAUGGAGCAAGUCUUACUUCCGUGAGUGGCUCUACAAUGCCCUGUGGUUCCACAAGCACAGCCUCUGGAUGACCUAUGAGUCUGUGGUCACUGGCUUCUUCCCCUUUUUCCUGGUUGCCACAGUCAUCCAUCUCUUCUACCGUGGAAGGCUGUGGAACAUUCUGCUCUUUCUAUUGACGGUCCAACUGGUUGGGAUGGUGAAGGCCACCUAUGCCUGUUUCCUUCGUGGCAACCUGGUCAUGAUCUUCAUGUCACUCUACUCUCUGCUCUACAUGUCCAGCUUGCUUCCUGCCAAAAUAUUUGCUCUGCUCACCAUCAAUAAGGCUGGAUGGGGCACUUCAGGCCGCAGGAAGAUCGUAGUCAACUUCAUCGGCGCUGUGCCUGUCACAGUGUGGGCUAUUGUACUGCUCGGAGGUGUGAUGUAUACAAUCUACUGUGAAACACAGGAGCCGUUUAGUGAGACAGAAAAGGUCUUGUUGAUAGCGGGGACGAUACUCUACGCCUGCUACUGGAUCAUUCUGCUGGUGCUCUACUUGGCCAUCGUAGCCAAGCGAUGUAACAAGAGGGAGGAGCAGUACCACCUGCCAUACGCUGAGGCAUAAACAUGCUAAACACAUACACAGAGUUGUACUGCAGUAUGACUGUAGCAAUGUCUCUGACACUGAACUGCUCCAGAGGUGAGCUGUGAACCACACUUACGUCUUUAUGACGAGUGCUAAGAGGUAUGAAUCUGAAAUCCAAGCAGCAGGAAUCCACCCCAGCUGUAUGAGACUCAGAUGCUCAAUGGUGCUUCAAAUUGAAAAACCAAACCAAACAGAACUGAUUGGGUUUAUAAAGUGUUCAAAUAAGUAAUAAUGCCAUGCUCAGAAGAAAAUACGGUAUUUCAUGGGUACUGGUUAGCUGUAACUGUGACAGAAGGGUGCAGUAAAGUGUUUUUAAUGAAUAUUUAGCAGCACACGGGACAAAAUGAGACUAAGAGAUAUAAAGGUCUUACUUGCUGGUGUUUCAGUUAUUCAUGUCAUUAUGAAAGUGAUGAGCUGUUAUGAAAUGUGAAGGAGCUGAGCCUCAAGAACAAACAAUGAUAAGUAAAACAGCAAAGCAAUUCUCUCAAGUCCCAGCACUUCUAUUACAAACAAAGAGGACCUCAGUCUGAUAAGUGUUCGGACUGAACACAAAGCAAAUGUGUGUUACCAAUACCUACAGAGUAAAGAAGGGAUUAUACAUGACGGAUGAAAAUGUCCUCUGUGUCAACUUGAAAUAGAAAUAUGAAAUGAAGAACCCUAACGAGACAGGAGAAUGCAGAGGGGCUGGAGUAAAUCAUUCCUCCGAGGAAACACACACAGCCUUCCACACAAUUUGUGCAUGAAGGCCAGCUACAUCUGGAGUCUAUUCAUAUGGUAUAUUCAUUGUUUGUGAACACUGGACACGGAUGGUUUGUAGUUUAUCAAAAGCCAUGUGAAAAUCUGGCCCCUUCUCACCAUAAAGAUAGUAUUUUUACAAGUGAACCUUUGUUCAAUAAUUUCUGUAAUCAUUCUCCUCCAUACUGGCCAUGA
This is a messenger RNA of Notothenia coriiceps (black rockcod), 2771 nucleotides long. RefSeq names its product hyaluronan synthase 3 (gene has3). Gene Ontology annotation, molecular function: hyaluronan synthase activity. Gene Ontology annotation, biological process: extracellular matrix assembly; hyaluronan biosynthetic process; polysaccharide biosynthetic process. The transcript is spliced from 5 exons. The coding region runs from base 147 to 1820 and encodes 557 amino acids. The record is from RefSeq and is a predicted model, not a curated record. Gene Ontology annotation, cellular component: plasma membrane. NCBI's taxonomy places the organism in Eukaryota, Metazoa, Chordata, Actinopteri, Perciformes, Nototheniidae.